GGUAGUGGUACCGUACUACCGGCUCGGUCAGACUCGCAACGGGAACAGGUCAGCGCGGGUUUAUUUACAGGGCUCGGAUUAGUAGCUGGAACCUGAAACCAACGUGAAGCGUCCAUAGCAACGUCCCCUUGUCACUAUGAUAAAAGUUUUAUAAGUGAUGAUUAUUGUGACUUUCUUCUGAUGCACAGCUUUAACGUUACACAAGAUUUUUGAGUAUUAUCACUCAAAAUGAAGGAUGAGUCAAAUAUUUGUAGUGAGUCAGAUGAAAUUUCAGGGGAGGAUGAUGAAGAAGAUGAAGGAGAGGAGCACUCUGAAAAUGAAAAUGUUGAAACAAAAAGUGCAACAAUUGUAACUCUUCAAUUGGAGGAUUCUUCAGUUAAACCAGAAGGUUCAUUAGCAGCAGAAAUACCUUUAAACCCGCAAGGGGGAAAUGAAGAACAUUCAAGCAUUAUAAGUGAUAAACUCAGUAAACCUUUAAAAAACAAUACAACAAUAGAUGCAUCAAAGAAGAAAAAAAAGAAAAAGCGCAGGAUAAUUGGUAUCAAUUUAACCAGCUGCAAGUAUGAGAGUGUACAUCGAGCUGCCAGUCAUUGUGGACUGAAGGAAGUUGGAGAUGAGGAUGAGUGGACAGUUUACUGGACGGACUGCUCUGUCUCACUGGAGCGUGUGAUGGAGAUGAAAAGAUUUCAGAAAAUCAACCAUUUUCCAGGAAUGAGUGAGAUAUGUAGGAAAGACCUGCUGGCUAGAAAUAUGAAUAGACUACUUAAACUCUUUCCAAAAGAGUACAGCAUCUUUCCACGAACAUGGUGUCUGCCUGCUGACUAUGGAGAUUUCCAGGCCUACUGUCGCACUAAGAAAAACAAGACAUACAUCUGUAAACCUGAAAGCGGCUGCCAAGGAAGAGGCAUUUUUCUCUCACGGAACAUGAAGGACAUAAAACAUGGUGAUCACAUGAUCUGUCAACAGUAUGUUUCUAAGCCAUUCCUCAUCGAUGGAUUUAAAUUUGAUCUGCGUAUAUACGUCCUUGUCACCUCUUGUGAACCCCUACGCAUUUUUAUCUACAGGGAAGGUCUGGCACGUUUUGCAACCAUGAGUUAUACAGAACCAAGCAAUAAUAAUCUGGAUGACGUCUGUAUGCAUCUGACCAAUUAUGCCAUCAACAAAAACAAUGAAAACUUUAUUAGAGAUGAGUUAUCUGGCAGUAAAAGGAAACUGUCAACACUGAACACCUGGUUGGAAAACAACAAGUAUGACACAGCCAAACUCUGGGAAGACGUUGAAGAUGUCAUUAUCAAGACCCUUAUUUCUGCCCAUCCUAUUCUUAAGCACAACUACCGCACCUGCUUCCCAAACCACAUUGCUGGCAGCGCCUGCUUUGAGAUUCUAGGGUUUGACAUUCUCCUUGACAGGAAGUUAAAGCCUUGGCUCCUAGAGGUGAAUCAUUCGCCAAGUUUUACCACAGAUUCUCGUUUGGACCGAGAAGUCAAGGAUGCACUUUUGCAAGAUACCCUUAACUUGAUCAACCUCCGUGCUUGUGACAAACGCAAGGUUAUUGAGGAAGAUAAACAGCGAGCUAAAGAGCGCUUGUUCCUGCGAAACCCACCUCGCGAAGCUAGACGUGAACAAUUGGAAAGCACCCAAGCUGCUUGGCUGGAACAGUUAGAAAAAUAUGAGGAUAGUCAUCUGGGAGGUUAUCGGCGGAUUUAUCCACAGGAUAGAGGAUACCAGUAUGAAAAGUUUUUUAAACACAGUGGAUCUUUGUUCCAGGAAACUGCUGCUUCAAGGGCAAGAGAGGAAUGUGCUAGGCAGCAAAUAGAAGGACUACGUUUAAAGCAAGACCAAAAGGGAAUUACCGAUGGAAAGAAGAAAAGAGAUUAUAAGGAACGUUUACAAGGAGAAUCAGCAGGUGAAAAGCCUAUAAAGAACAAGGGACCAGUGAGACCUAUAGCCCGUGCUGCCUCCAGUAGCGGUGAUAUUUCAGAGAAAAAGUUGCAGGACGUAAAAAUGGACUCUAUGAAACCGGUUGAUAUUGAUGAAAAAGAGGAACUGGAAAGAAUGAAAUGGCUUCAGCAACGUGAAAAGCUCAUUCGUGAUCUUGGUAUUGUGACACAGAUUAACAGACUGCUACUCAUGGUCGAUACCAAAUUUGCAGACCACCAAGGACAUGAAGAUAAUUCAAUUGAAGCCCAUACAAGAAAUCAGCCUCGAUAUACAAAUGGAUUGCUAAUGUGUCGAGAUGUUAAUACUGUAAUGUCUGUUGGCCCCUUUGCUGACCUAGGAGUAGCAGAAGUUGAAGCAGUAACACAGAGGAUUGCCCAUGCCUCAGUUAACCAACAAAGAUUCGGGUAUCCGACAUACAUUUCUGGAUUAAUGACAUUAGGGGGAGGUCCCCGUCCUCCAACACAGAAUGCAUUGAAGAGAUAUGCACACCAAAAAACACUGCACUGGAAUGGGGUCCAAAAUGUACAGACCGCUAUAGUUGGCAAUGACCCAUUGCCUGUGGCCAGGGCAGUGAAUGGUGUAACACAAAUAAGAUUGUCUAGUGCCAAAUGCAAGAUCAAUCCAAAAGUACCAGCCAACAGAAAGCCAAGCCGUUAUGGUAUUAUACCUGGAUCUCUAUCUACCUUGCCUCCUAAUGGAAAGGGUCUGUGUGUACCUUCUGCUGUUUGUAUUCUGCCGGCUGUCAGUGGGAUCUCAUCAGCAGAUCGACAUUUAUCCACAGCAACAUUGGCUCCAGCUUCACAAAGCCAAAAUCCUUUUAACCGAAUUCAUUUGAAUAUUAACUGGAGAUGGAUCUAGACAUGUGCCAACUAAUUCUAUUCGGUGAUCUAAGAGAAAUGUGAUUUGGGCUUAGUAGUGCAUUUUGUAAAGAGAUGGGAGAAUGAGUUAAAAAAAAAAAAGGUUGUAAAGAUAAACUGGAAACAUAUUGAACUACUGAGAACAAACCUUUGUCAGACUGGGUAAAAUGUCAUGCCACAUGAAUUAUAGAAGCCACAUAGUUUGUUACAAGUUUAUUCACAGCCAAAAUAAUCUAGCAACAAUUGCACAUGAGCUAUCCCUAAUGUGAUUUGUUUAGACUGGGUGUUCUGUUAUUCUAUGCACAGUAAUGUGCUCAGUUAUUACUGCUGCAGGGGUAUGUAAAUAACAGGGAAAGGGCUUUUAUCUAAUACAUGUUUGUACCUCUUGUGAAACCACUGCACUGAAAGUACUUAAAUAAAUAAAAAAAAAUAUUCUUA
Messenger RNA from Bombina bombina (fire-bellied toad), 3236 nucleotides. It is a transcript of the gene TTLL13, whose product is annotated as tubulin tyrosine ligase like 13. Gene Ontology annotation, biological process: protein polyglutamylation; microtubule cytoskeleton organization. The record is from RefSeq and is a predicted model, not a curated record. Gene Ontology annotation, molecular function: tubulin-glutamic acid ligase activity; tubulin binding. Gene Ontology annotation, cellular component: cilium. NCBI's taxonomy places the organism in Eukaryota, Metazoa, Chordata, Amphibia, Anura, Bombinatoridae. Bases 229 to 2799 code for a protein of 856 amino acids. The transcript is spliced from 16 exons.